Messenger RNA from Symsagittifera roscoffensis, 3207 nucleotides. Its product is annotated as mucin-2-like. The coding region runs from base 1 to 3207 and encodes 1068 amino acids. The transcript has 2 exons. The record is from RefSeq and is a predicted model, not a curated record. Lineage: Eukaryota; Metazoa; Xenacoelomorpha; Acoela; Convolutidae.
AUGAAUGACAUUUUCUCCGAUUCUACAAAAGAUCAGGCUAGCUCAACCACAGAAAAAGACAGCUCUGUUUCAGAUGUCACAUUUACAACAGAAACGACAACAAGUGAAACUUCUACAAAUACACCAGCCAGUCAGACUAGCUUAACGACAGAAAAUGACAGCUCAGAUUCAGAUGUCACAUAUACGACAGAGAAGGCAACACCAAAUGAAUUUCUUUCAAAUACAACAACCAGUCAGACUAGCUUAACGACAGAAAAUGACAGCUCAGCUUCGGAUGUCGCAAAUACUUCAGAGACGGUAAUAACGAAAGAAAAUGCUUCAUUGACAACAACAGAGACGUCAGAGACGACAACAACGAAAGAAAAUGUUUCAUUUACAACGACAAAUCAGACAAGCUCAACGCCAGAAAAUGACUAUUCAAGUUCAGAUGGGACGUAUACAUCAGAGACGACAACAUCAAAUGAAGUUCCUUCAAAUACAACAAUUAGUCAGACUAGCUUGACGACAGAAAAUGACAGCUCAGCUUCGGAUGUCGCGAAUACUUCAGAGACGACAACAUCAAAUGAAGUUCCUUCAAAUACAACAACCAGUCAGACUAGCUUAACGACAGAAAAUGACAGCUCAGCUUCGGAUGUCGCGAAUACUUCAGAGACGUUAAUAACGAAAGAAAAUGCUUCAUUGACAACAACAGAGACGUCAGAGACGACAACAACGAAAGAAAAUGUUUCAUUUACAACGACAAAUCAGACAAGCUCAACGCCAGAUAGAGACUAUUCUAAUUCAGAUGUGACGUAUACAUCAAAGACGACAACAUCAAAUGAAUUUCCUUCAAAUACAACAAUUAGUCAGACUAGCUUGACGACAGAAAAUGACAGCUCACUUUCGGAUGUCGCGAAUACUUCAGAGACGGUAAUAACGAAAGAAAAUGCUUCAUUGACAACAACAGAGACAUCAGAGACGACAACAACGAAAGAAAAUGUUUCAUUUACAACGACAAAUCAGACAAGCUCAACGCCAGAAAAUGACUAUUCAAGUUCAGAUGAGACGUAUACAUCAGAGACGACAACAUCAAAUGAAGUUCCUUCAAAUACAACAAUUAGUCAGACUAGCUUGACGACAGAAAAUGACAGCUCAGCUUCGGAUGUCGCGAAUACUUCAGAGACGACAACAUCAAAUGAAGUUCCUUCAAAUACAACAACCAGUCAGACUAGCUUAACGACAGAAAAUGACAGCUCAGCUUCGGAUGUCGCGAAGACUUCAGAGACGUUAAUAACGAAAGAAAAUGCUUCAUUGACAACAACAGAGACAUCAGAGACGACAACAACGAAAGAAAAUGUUUCAUUUACAACGACAAAUCAGACAAGCUCAACGCCAGAAAAUGACUAUUCAAGUUCAGAUGAGACGUAUACAUCAAAGACGACAACAUCAAAUGAAUUUCCUUCAAAUACAACAAUUAGUCAGACUAGCUUGACGACAGAAAAUGACAGCUCACUUUCGGAUGUCGCGAAUACUUCAGAGACGGUAAUAACGAAAGAAAAUGCUUCAUUGACAACAACAGAGACAUCAGAGACGACAACAACGAAAGAAAAUGUUUCAUUUACAACGACAAAUCAGACAAGCUCAACGCCAGAAAAUGACUAUUCAAGUUCAGAUGUGACGUAUACAUCAAAGACGACAACAUCAAAUGAAUUUCCUUCAAAUACAACAAUUAGUCAGACUAGCUUAACAACGACAGAAAAUGACAGCUCAGGAGUCACAAAUACGUCAGAGACGAUAACAACGAAAGAAAAUACUUCAUUUACAACAACAAGUCAGACAAGCUCAGCGCCAGAAAAUGACUAUUCCAAUUCCGAUGUGACGUAUACCUCAGAGACGACAAUAUCAAUUGAAGUUCCUUCAAAUACAACAAUUAGUCAGACUAGCUUGACAACAGAAAAUGACAGCUCAGCUUCGGAUGUCGCGAAUACUUCAGAAACGACAGAAAUUUCUUCAAAUACAUUAAGUAUUCAGACUAGCUUAACGACAGAAAAUGACAGCUCGGGAGUCACAAAUACGCCAGAGACGACAACAACGAAAGAAAAUACUUCAUUUACGACGACAAUUCAGACAAGUUCAACGCCAGAAAAUGACUAUUCAAAUUCAGAUGGGACGUAUACAUCAGAGACGUCAACAUCAAAUGAAGUUCCUUUAAAUAGAUCAAGUAGUCAAACUAGCUUGACGACAGAAAGUGACAGCUCAGCUUCGGGUGUCACGAUUACUUCAGAGAUGAUGACAACAAAAGAAACUGCUUCAAACACAACAAGAAGUCAAGCUAGCUCAACGACAGAAAAUGACAACUCAAACUCAAAUGUGACGUAUACGUCAGAGACGACAGCAUCAAUUGAAACUCUUUCAAAUACAACAACUAGUCAGACUAGCUUAACGACAGAAAAUGACAGCUCAGCUUCGGUUGUCACAAAUACGUCACAAACAACAAAACCGAAAGAAACUGCUUCAAGCACAACAACAACUCAAGCUAGCUCAACGACAGAAAAUGAUCAUUCAAACUCAGUUUGGACUUAUACGUCAGAGACGACAAAAUCAAAUGAAAUUCCUUCAAAUACAACAAUAACUAGUCAGUCUAUCUUAACGACAGAGCUUGACAGCUCACAUUCAGCUGUCACGUAUACGUCAAAGAGGACAACAACGAAAGAAACUCCUGAAAAUAAUACAACAACAAGGCAAGCUAGGUCAACGUCAGAAACUGAGAGCUCAGAUUCAAAUGUCUUUUUUACCCCAAACGCAACAACAACUCAUGAAACUGUCUCCUCUAACACAAACAGUCAAGCUAAUACUUUGACAGAUCAUGACACCUUAGAUUCAAACGUCACUUAUACUUCAAAAAGUCCAAAAACGGAUGAAAAUGCUUUCAAUAUCACAACAAAUAUUCAAACCACUGAGUCGAACAAAGUAUUCACAACAGAGUUGACAGCAACUGGUGGGAAUAUUACCGAGUUUACGACUAAGGCGGCAAUGACAAAUUAUAAAACAAACUCAACUGAGACUAAAUCACAGUUAGAGUCGACUUCCUCCGCCGCAGGAAAACUGGAAACGACGGCAGACGAGUUUGUUUUGUCCACGAUUACAUCAAAUACGACUGAAGAUGUGCCGGAGUGGUCACCUACUAUGCCUGCCGACGAAUCUUCAGGAACAACGUCCCCCGGGUAG